Gigantopelta aegis is the source of this 7924-nucleotide messenger RNA. Its product is annotated as polymerase delta-interacting protein 2-like. The record is from RefSeq and is a predicted model, not a curated record. Gene Ontology annotation, cellular component: nucleus; mitochondrial nucleoid. Gene Ontology annotation, molecular function: DNA binding. Gene Ontology annotation, biological process: error-free translesion synthesis. The transcript has 11 exons. Bases 6 to 1025 code for a protein of 339 amino acids. Lineage: Eukaryota; Metazoa; Mollusca; Gastropoda; Neomphalida; Peltospiridae.
CAAAAAUGGCUGCGAACAUCCUGAAACGGUUUUUAACGCAAACGUCGAUUAAUUACAGACCUUUUUUGAAUACCUGUGUUAGACACAAUUCUACAAGGUUGGCAGAAGUUGGUGUUCUGGAAACUCCAAAAGAUCAUGGAAACUCUUAUGAAACUGGACAGCUGUUCUUGCACAAGAUAUUUGGUUACCGAGGAAUAGCACUGUUUCCGUGGCUGGCUCGAGUGUAUGAUCGUGAUACGGCAACCAAGACCGAGGACAGAAAUCUUGAUGACAGUUCGGCACAAGUUGGGAAGGAAGUGAAGGGAAAGAAUCACCUUUAUUACCAAGUUCUAAUUGAUGCCAGAGACUGUCCACAUAUUAGAGCCCAGACCGAAGCAGUCACAUUUCUAGGUAACCAAGAGAACAGUCGAGCUCUCUAUGCUAUUCCUGGUCUUGACUACGUUGCCCAUGAAGAUAUUCUUCCGUACACCAGCGAAGAAGCUACUCCCCUCCAACACGAACUCUUCGACAAAUUCCUCAUACACGAUCCUGAAAACAAUCCUCCUUUCUUGGCUCGUGAGACAUUAAGGGCAUGGCAGGAGAAGAAUCACCCCUGGUUACAGCUGUCUGAUGUGCAUCGAGAAACAACAGAGAACAUUCGAGUGACAGUUAUUCCAUUUUACAUGGGGUGCAGGGAAUCACAGCAAACUCAUGUAUACUGGUGGCGGUACUGCGUGCGGCUGGAGAACCUGGGAGAUGACACUGUACAGCUACGAGAACGACACUGGAGAAUAUUCAGUCUGUCAGGAACGCUGGAGACCGUCCGUGGUCGAGGGGUGGUUGGACAGGAACCUGUUUUGUCAAAAGACCAGCCAGCAUUUCAGUAUAGCAGCCAUGUAUCUCUACAAGCCCCCAGUGGACAUAUGUGGGGCACUUACAAAAUGGAGAGAAGAGAUGGAACAUCGUUUGACUGUAAAAUACCACCAUUCUCGUUAGAAAGUAAAUCCGAAGACGACUCCAGUCCACACACCUUUCUGAGCAGUUAACAUUUAGUAACUUACUAGCCUCUAACGAAUGAGGAAUUCAUUCUUUUUAAAUUGUGUCUGUACAAUUGUAAAUAUAGAGGUGUAUGUACAGUGUACUGACGGUGUGUAAUUUAUCAAAGACGUUUAUGCUGUGCACGUGUGGUUGAGUGUGUGUACACGUGAGUGGAUGGAUGUGUAUCUGUCAGUCUUGUUUGAAAUUGAAUCUUAAUGCCACUCUCCAUCAGUCUCUAUUAGAAGAUUUGAAAUGGGACACAUGCUUAUAAAACUUUGCAGGCUAAACUCAGAUCUAAAAUGAUGUUACACAUACGCUGUUUGUAGACACUGCUAUGAUGUUAAAAGUAUUGAUAUGUUAUUAAAGACUUUAGUCUAGUAGGCAUGUUUUUUCAGGAAUUUAAUACGGUGGAGUCUAGACUGGCUAGAAAAAGGUUGGGGGGGGGGGGGGUCAAGUCAUGCUCCCCAAAAAAUAUUGGGGAGAAAAUUUGCUUCAGCUGGGAUUGGGGGGGUGUGUGUGUGUGUGUGACCCAUGAAAGCAACCCCUUUACACAUGCCUGUCUAGACAUAAAAGUUUUAUAAACAGUGCACAUGGUGCUAGUGUCAUAUGUUGUCCAGCUGACCUUUCUUCAUGAGCAGUCAUUCCUUUUUGUUCCAUUUUUUGUUUUGUUAAUCUACACUGGCACAGUUAUGUCAGCAGUGGUUCUGAUUGGUCAAAUGGAAGGUCAUUUGGACACACAAUAUAAGUCUGGGUUUAGUUAGAUAUGCUAAUAGAGACUAGACUGGUUUAUCUGCAUUUGCAGGUGUCUGUGGGUGAUGUAAUCGCUUUAUUCAGUACUUAUACAAAUUUAGUCAGGACUGGGUGCUCAAGCUUAGGGUCAAGAUCUCACAAGGGUGAAUGUAGGAUUUUCAAAGGAUUGGGGUAGAUGUGAAUUCUAGGAACCUCUUUACUCAAUGAGAUCAUUCAGGUCAGCAGAACACUAUUUUACCCUCAUAGAUUAGAGCAUCUUUACAUGAGAUACAAAAACUGGUAUGUUUAAAUGCAAUAUUGUAAAUGAAUUUAAUCUUUCUAUGUAAGUUCAGAAUGUGUAAUCUGAAAGAAAAAAAAGAAUUUGUUAUCUCAGGUGGUGGACAGACACCAUACCUAUCUUAGAACUGCUCCGUAACUUGUGUUUUUCAGCCAGAUUUACAGGUCAUAAGUGGACUCCAGAGCAACCCCUCUUCCCAGUCUCUUCCCAGUCUCUUUCCAGGAAAUUACAACCAGUCAUAGGAGAAACUGAUUUCUAAGUUUGAACUUUCAGUCCAGGGGCCUAAUUCACUAAACUCUCGAACUUUACAAUCUUGCAGUGCAAUGCUAAAAUACUUGCAAUGAGCAUGCUUUGUUGUCUAACAGAGCCUAAAAGACUUUUGAUUCUUAGUGGUUUAUAUGCAACAAUCAUAGAAAUUGUUAUCCCAUGGAGACAAACAUUUGUAAUGUUACAUAUGAUAAAAAAUAAAUGUCAUUUGUCAGGAUUCAAGGGAUGUUAACAAAGUUCUGUUUAAUCUAUCACAACUUUCGUAAAUUUCCCAAAAUUAAUAAUAAUUAAAAUAUGCUGACUCUGAAUUCCAGUGUGAUCUUGCUGCUGUCUACUCCAGCUUUUGCCAGUGAAUUCAAGGACUGUUGAGUAUGGUACAUAUAUAUAUAAUAUUUGGCACUGUCUAUACUGGUACACAUUGCAGUAAUGCAAAUAUUUAUUAGUUCUGCUAUAUAAUAAUGUUUGGGCUUGGAGAAUCUUUUAAGAGUUGAUUUUGUAUGUCAAUAACCAGGUGAAAUCUGUAAUCCAGGUAUAUCGACACAUGAAUCCUUUUGAGUCUUCUGUAGAAGUAAAGUACAGUCAUUCACAAGUUAGAGCAUUUUAACUGCCUAUGUGUUUUAAAAGUUAUAUGUUGUGUACAUGGGCUAAUACUUUGAUCAAUCCUAUUGGCCAAUAUUUACGGGUUUCUGAACUUAUUUUGAACUGUACAACGAAAAUAAUAUACAGCAUUUUUUUUUCUGUUUUAACGGAGAAAAUAAUAAUUAUCUCAGAUUUGUUCACUUUGUUCAUGUUUUGUGAGAUGUUUUACUUACUAACUUGAAUUAAGGAAUAGUGCUUGUGUGUGAUAUAGCUCAGUUUGUAGUGCAUGUGUUAUUUUUGUUUUAUUUCAGAAUUUUGAGCUCUUUUCGUUGGAGUUAUCUCCCUUCGUAGCCAGUUCAAUGUACAGUAUAGCUGGUUGUCCUGGACAACCCAGAUAGCUGAGGUGUGUGCCCAGGAUAGCAUGCUUGAACCUUAAUUGGAUUAUAAGCACGAAAAUAAGUUGAAAUGACAAAAUGGUUAUUAAACUUGUGUUUUGAAUGACACCUAGCCGCAGGCCCGGAGGAGCAACAUUUGACACAAUUUAUAAUGUAGGGAGAGCAAAGUCUAGUCGGAGGGUGGGCAUAAGCCAGAUUUUUUUCUUUAUAUAGAGUAGAACAAAAAAUGUACAUUUUCGUCACGUGGGGGACACAGGCUCUCCUGCCCUUCGUUCCUAUGGGUUAGAGCAGACCCUUGUCCAUUUGGUGUCUUUUGUUGUGAUUUUGAGAAUUUCCACUGGAUUUUGAAAUCAGUGGUUUAUCAUAAAUCGAUAGAUCAGUGCUCCGAGAUGGGGACAUCAUCCCUGUCAAUGUGUAGAUUUAUUCCAGUGUUUAAGAAUAUGGCUUAAAUAUUUGUUUAUUCAUAUGACAGCGUGUUACAGCUAUUGGACUAACAGAUAUGAAAGUCAUUUCAUUUAACCUGUCUCAUGUGUGCAAGGAAAGGAAUGUUUGUUUAAGAAUAUGUGCAUACACGUUAUUCCCAGGACUGUAGUUUGAGUGGUUGGGAGGAGGGGUAAUCAGAAGUAUCAAGUCAUUGUAAGAUGGGAGCACUUCUCUAGCACCUAUGCAUAUAUAUACAUAUAUACUGAAUAACAUUUAAAAAAAACCACAUUAAUAUUAAUUUAGUUUUCUUUAAUUGAUUUAACUUUAUUCAGUUUGAAGCCCAUUAGUUUUUGUAUCUUUUAAAAUGAUCAAUUUCCUAAGAAUGUUUGUCAGUCUUUUUACCUGAUAAAUUUUUAUAAUGAAAGAAAAAUAUGUUCAAACUUAAUCACGUUUCUUUUACUCAGUAUACUUGCUGUAGGGGAAAAAUGCCUCCCACGAGUAACGGAGUUAUGCCUCUUUUAAUCCUCAUAUAUUUGGUGUUAUUAGUGUUAUACAUUUGGUAAUUGUAAUAUUAUCUAGAGAAUGAGAAACUACCUGCUACCACAUAUGUUACACUUUUAAUCCUCGGAUAUUGGGUGUUAAACGUGUGGUAAUUGUAACAGAUUAUCUAGAGCAUGAGAAACUAACUGCUACCACAGGUUACACUUUUAAUCCUAGGAUAUUGGGUGUUAAACGUGUGGUAAUUGUAACACAUGAUCUAGAGAAUGAGAAACUACCUGCUACCACAUAUGUUACAUUUUUAAUCCUCGGAUAUUGGGUGUUAAACAUGUGGUAAUUGUAACACAUGAUCUAGAGAAUGAGAAACUACCUGCUACCACAUAUGUUACACUUUUAAUCCUCGGAUAUUGGGUGUUAAACGUGUGGUAAUUGUAACAGAUUAUCUCGAGAAUGAGAAACUUAACUGUUAACUGCUAACAUGUUACACUUUUUAAUUAGUUUCAAAUGAAUUGUGAAUGCACUUGAAUAUAGUACAUGCUAUGGUUUUUUUAAUUAAUCAGUUGUGGAGUGAUUGUAAUUUCUUACAUCUACUGUUGUUGGUUAGAGGAAUAAACAAUUUUAUAUCUCGCCUCAUGUUUGUUUGCUAUGUCACUAACAAAUGUAGGCUUCUGAAAGCUGCAGUCCUGCAUCAUCGCAUGACAUCAUUUACUAAUGCAAGAUACAGUGAAACCCUCAAAACCAGACCCUCGGAAUACAGGGGUGGGACAUAGCCCAGUGGUAAAGUGUUCGCCUGAUGUGCAGCUGGUUUAGGAUCCAUCUCUGUUGGGUCGGUGGACCCAUUGGGUUAUUUCUCGUCCCAGCCAGUGCACCACGACUCGUAUAUCAAAGGUCAUUGUAUGUGUUAUCCUAUCUGUGGGAUGGUGCAUAUAAAAGAUCCCUUGCUACUAAUGGAAAAAUGUAGCGAGUUUCCUUUCUAAGACUAUGUCAGAAUUACCAAUUAUUUGACAUCCAAUAUCCGAUGAUUAACCAAUCAAUAUGCUCUAGUGGUAUCAUUAACCAAAACAAAACUUCUCUGAAAACCAGAAUCCAUUUAAAACUGCGUUUUUCAGUCUUAUUAUUAAAUAUCGGUAUAGAACAUGCUCUUACGGCUUUCUCAACCAGAUACAGGUACAUGUACCUCUUAAAACCAGAUGUUUUACAUGGUCCCAUGGGUGUUCCGUUUUAGAGUGGUUUCACUGUACAAACUUGGCUUGAUAAACGUGUGUUAUCGCUAUCAACAGUUAUCAUGAGCUGCCCUCAUGUAGCCUGUUGCCAUGCUUUCUUAAUAUUUCUAACGUAAAUGUUAUAAUGGAGAAUACAUUGGUGAGUAUAUCUAUACAGUAUCGAAGAAGAGCAUGCUGCAGUUAAACAAUUAAUGGUGACAAUCUGUUGUAUAUAGAUAUGAAAUAAAGCUUUACAGAAAUAAUAAAUUAUGAAUGGGGUUUUUUAAACACUGGUUUCAAAGUAAAGUUUAAUGACCACAUAUAUGUUGGUUUCUGUUAUUCUCAUCAGGUUUGCCUUCUUUUGAUAAUGACAAUUAUUUAUGUUUCCAUUGAUGUCUAUUUUUUUUGCACCCAUGGGUGGUGCUGUGCCAUCUAUCAUUUUAUUCCAAUUACUAUGUUUUGUAUUUUCUGUGUCGACAGAAAUAGCAAUUAAGAACUUUGCUUUAAUAAGAGAUGAGACUUGCACUUCCUGUGGAUAAUGAAAACUGAUUGAUUUACAACAUGGUGGUUUUUUCAUCCUGAAUACAAUUUCUACAAGUGCCUUUAAUUAUAAAUGUUGGUACAAUAGGUUGGUUUUUUGUUAGUUUUUCCUUUCAUAUAUGUGCACCCAAAGUUUUUCUUUUCUUUCUGUUUUUUUCUUUCAAAGCUGACUGGGUUUUUAUUGUUUGCCAGAAGACAUUUUUUGGCUUUUUUAUGUAAGUUAAACUCUAUCAGUGUGGGUUUCAUUGAUUUUCCAUGCAUAAAGUAUUAUCAGAGAGAGAUAGAUAGCUAGGUAGGUAGCUAGCUAGGUACAUAGGUACCGGUAGGUAGAUAUAUAGAUUGAUGGAUCGAUAGAUGGAUCGAUCGAUCGAUCGAUGGAUGGAUAGAUAGAGAUCGAUCAAUACCUGCCUAUAUAGACAAAUACAUUAGAUAGGUAGGUAGGUAUUCUCCCUACCCUAUUUAACAGAACACACCACUCAACUUUGUUCUUUAAAAUGGCAAUUUUGAUACUUGGCCUAGUAUAAGACAGUGAGAGAUUAAAUCACUCCUCCACACACUGAAAGCUUCUGAUGAGCAGAAUGGGUAUUCUUUAUAACUUACUCACACACAUGGUAGCAUAGAUUCAUCAGUCAUGGAAUGGAAAAUAACUCAAUAAAAACCCUGAAAUGGUUUGAUCCAGUGACCCUUUGCAGCUUAAUGUGAAGUUGUAUCACUGAGUUAUAUCCAUCUUAACCAUGUUAAGAAACCAGUACUGCCAUACAUAUUUUAACUUGACCAUGAUAUUAUGAACAACUUGCUGCUUAUAAUUUUACUGUACUGUUAUAAAAUAAGUCGACUAAGUGGAUGUAUGUUUUUAACCAAUAACAUCUUUAUCAUUCAAAUGUGACUAACCACAUUACAUUUACCAUAGUAUAUUAUGUAUUUGUAAUUUGUUGAACUAAUUCAUCGAUAUAACAUCUUAAAAAAUUGUACAUUGUCAAAGUUCAAAACAUGUUAAUCAUUUCAGAAUUUGUUUGACAUGUUAUAUUCUUUUAUUAGUUCCAUGCUGGUCCAACCGGAGGGGACUGUAGGUUUUGUCUCCGACCUUCUAUGUCUGUCUGUCUUACAGUGUGUCUGUCUGUCUAUCUGUGCAACUGUCUGUCCAUCUGUCCCACAUACAGUUUUCAGGACUUAUUUAUUUGCAAUGCAUGCGUCAAGAUAUUGACCUGGACUUUUGUGUAUAGUUUUAUCAUACUGUUACAGAUCAAGUCUGACUUUGAUGGCGAUUUACCCACUUUUUACAGAGUUAUGGCCCUUGACCUUGUGCGAUAUGAAAAUGUGUUGGGCCCAUUAGGGGGACAUGUAUUGCUUCAGCAGUACUCUCAGAAUACUUGUUUUAUAAAUAACAGAUAUUCUAUUUGUGUUAAAGUAUUGUCUGGACCAUAUGUUUCUUUUAGCAUGGGUGUUAUAAUUUAGUGUUAUAGUGAAGGGAUCUAGUGAAAUAAUAAUAAACAAAAUAAUAUUUCAUUCUUCCAUUAUAACCCCAGUUACCUCAGAUGUGUUGAAACGAUGUGCCUGUAUGUGUAGUUCCAUGUUUAUUGGUUGGUUGGUUUUUGCUUUUUAGUGUGGCGACGUUUGUGUGUGAGAAAGAAUUGACGCCUAUCCACCACGUUAAUACGUUUCUCAAUUGGUUGUUACAGUGUAUGUGUGUGUGUGCGCGCGCGCGCGUGUGUGUGUGUGUGCCGUUUUUACAUAGUCAGCUUUUUCACACCUGAAGAAGGUAAAUGUUUUAAUUUCUGGAAAGUUUCUAUUUAUAUUUGUACUGUAGUGUCUCAUUGUAUGUGCAUGAACAUAUAUGCAAACACACCAAAGAAAUUGAUGUUAUAAUUUAUAUUUAACAAAUGACGUAAUUGUAACUUCAAUAAGCAUAUGUGUUGACAUGUCUGCAUCGAAUAUUUACAGUGCUCUGUCACGUUUGAAAUAAAUAUAAAAUUUAA